This is a messenger RNA of Oncorhynchus mykiss (rainbow trout), 626 nucleotides long. Lineage: Eukaryota; Metazoa; Chordata; Actinopteri; Salmoniformes; Salmonidae. The record is from RefSeq and is a predicted model, not a curated record.
UGUGCCUUUAAUUUCUGUCAGGCCAGAAAUAUACAACAGAGAAGUCACGGAUCAAAACAUGAGGGGUCAUAUGUGACUUUGUUCAUCGUAGACAAGUGUAUAAAAAGUUAUGUUGCAAGUCUUUGAUAGAGGCGGAUCUUAGCAAUAAAACAUGCUAGAAACAAAUACCAGCAUGACUGCUGCAGCGCCAUCAUGUGGAAACCAUUAAGGCCAGUUCCAUGGUGGCAGUGGGGCUCACCCUAGCAGCAGCUGGAUUUGUAGGUCGCUAUGCCAUGCAAGCCAUGAAACACAUGGAAACCCAAAUGAAGCAAGCUAUGCAGAGUUUCCCCAAAUCGGCUUUUGGUGGUGGAUACUACAGAGGUGGAUUUGAUCCCAAAAUGAACAAGAGAGAGGCGUCGCUCAUUCUAGGAGUCAGUCCCACAGCUAACAAGACCAAGAUCAGAGAAGCCCACAGAAAACUGAUGAUUCUUAAUCACCCCGAUAGAGGUGGAUCACCAUAUCUUGCGGCUAAAAUAAAUGAAGCAAAGGAUUUACUUGAUGGACAACUAAAGAAAUAGAUCAGAUAAUCACAUUGCACUUGGUUUUUCUUAUUAAUUGUGCCCAAAUAAAAAAUGUAAGAGAUCAAA